This is a messenger RNA of Anopheles nili, 1529 nucleotides long. RefSeq lists its product as uncharacterized. The record is from RefSeq and is a predicted model, not a curated record. The transcript has 7 exons. NCBI's taxonomy places the organism in Eukaryota, Metazoa, Arthropoda, Insecta, Diptera, Culicidae. The coding region runs from base 159 to 1361 and encodes 400 amino acids.
GGGUUUUUGUUUCGUGUGUGUUUUUUGUUUGUUUGCUCGAUUGUUGCCCUCAAAAACCCGACGCCGGCCCGGCUUCUGCAGCAGUUCCGGUGCGAUAACAUCGAUCCACCAUUUUCCGGCGCCAUCAAUCCACCCAGCAGCAAUAUCUCUGCCUCUAGAUGGAGCCCAUCCCGAAGCCGGCCCGAGCGCAGCGAACCGAACCCGAACCACGAACGAAGAUGCCCACCGAGGAGCGCCGGGAUGCGAUUCCGGUGUUGUACACCCGCGGGACGCACUACAUGGUUGGGUUCGACGUGGGUACUACCUUCGCGACCAUGAUCCAUGACUUUCUGAAGCGCUCGGGACCACUUAACGACACGUACAUUCCUCUUUUCAACACCGAAAAAGGCCGGAAGAUCUACAUCGACACGUACGAAAACGUGAACGCGUCGUUCCCGCAGUACAUUCGGGAGCUCCAAGGCAUCGCUGACGGUGCAAAAGUGGAGUUUUACAAGCUGUUCCUGCUGCACAUGGAUGACAUCAUAUCCUUGGGGCAGCAAGGUCACAACCAACCGGUGGGAUGUUCCACAAUCUGCGUUAACGAACCAGACUGCGUCGUACUGGGACACACAGAGGACGCACUGGCCGAGGUGAUGAACCACUUCUACUUCGUGUCAGCGCACAUCAUCUCGGAGACGCCCCAGGGCAAGUACAACGUGGUAGAGGAACGCUUCACCUCGCUAUGUUACGCCGGACACCUGCCCGGGUACACGAUGAACUGCAACCAGCACGGACUCGUCUUCUCGAUCAACACGCUGAGCGCCAAGACGCUGAUCGGUGGCAAGACACCACGUCACUUCAUCACACGAGCGCUUUUGGCGGCGGAGAAUUUCGACCAAGCUCAGGAGAUCCUGCGUGAUCACGGUGCUGGCGCUGCUGAUGGGUGUUCCAUUAACAUGACCUUCAUGAAGCAGGAAGGUGACAGAUUGUUCCACAACGCUGAGAUGGGUCCAGCCAUGAACGGGGACGAAUCACAGCUCAACAUCCUGACCGCUAGCCCAGGUGAGAGCAUCAUCCACGUGAACAGCUACCAGCGUCUUCCGGUGCCGGAGAUCACCGGUUUGAUGAUUGACUCGAGCGUGGAGCGAAUGAAGACGUUCGCCAACUAUCCACCACCGAAGACGAUCGCGGACGUAGUGGCCAUGUUGAGCGAUACCUCCGCUGCUGAGCAUAAGGUGUUCCGAGACCGGGGUCCAGAGCAACUCGUCAAGACGAUCUGUGUCGGUAUCAUCGACUGCCUUAAGCGCACCUGGACGUUGUAUGCUGAGAACCCGGUCUACGUUCCACCACUCGUUGUGUUGCCACUGUUUAUCAAGGACUAGACGUCUAACCAUCCGAUGACAAGGAUGACAGCAGGAUACGCUCUAGGAGUGGCUUCACGAUCGUCUGCGAAAAAAUGCUUACUGCGUUGUUGUACUGUUGCUUUAUGAUGUAUGGAUUUUUUAACCCCCUCACACAAUUCCUAGAGACAAAUACACAAUCUCUCGUAU